CCUCCCAUGUAGGCAAAGUUUGUGCAGUCUCUUUCUUACAGUUGACUGCAUAUAAACAAUGAUUGUGGCAUGAGAGGCCUGUAUAUCUCUUGAUGUGGCCCUGGGGUUUUUAGAGACUUCUAUGAGCAAGUUUCAGUGAGCUCUUGGUUUGAAUUUGGUGGGACAACCAAUCCUUUGUAGAUUGCCAUUGGUCUGAAAUUUUCUCCAUUUGUAGAUGAUCUGUUGGACAGCAGAAUUACUUACUUCGAAAAGCCUUGGAAAUUGCUUUGUAACCCCUCCCAGACUCAUUGACGUCAAUCAUCUUUCUUUCAGAGGGCCGCAGAUAUGUCCUUUCUUUUAAAUCUUGAAAUGAUGUGCUACCACAUGUUCAUAUGGUUAAGACCAAACCAGACCAAGUUUCUAAUCUUCAUCAGAGGCCGGACCCACCCAAGUUACUCUCUAACGAUUUCCUAAACUAUUUGCAUCUGUUUUUUUAAAAGUAGUGGUGUACUAACUAAAAAACUAAGGACAAAGAGCUGAGGGGUUUUCCUGGUACAAAAAGGAUGACACAUUCACAUACAUUCACACGGAAACAUCUACACGCUAUAACCCUGGCUAAUACACUUGCCAUAGCAGCCCAUUGGCAAGCAUGUGGCUGUUAUAGCACUAUACAGUGCAACCAUCACGCGCGCGGCGCAGUGAUCAGCAGGAGGGUGGAGCCAUCCAGUUAAGCGAAGCUGAAGGAGGGCUCCAGGAAUCCUGACCAACCGCAGAUACGUAUUAAUAUGAGCGAUGGUGGACCUGGGGGUGCGUUCGGCACGACGCAUCGUUUUGGAACGCCCAGAUAGAAACGUGCCCUUCAUACGGAACUUCUGUCUGCAUGGUUCGAGAUUGUUAUGCAAUUGAACGUUGCCCGUGUGACUCCCGUGUUUUUUUUCCGAGGGAGAGCGCUAGAGAGAGAUGGGCGUGACAAUGGCGUGUCUGGACCGCGAUUAGUCUCCGGGAGGAAAGAGCAUCUCGCAGUCUCCAAUGUACCCGAUGACAACGGAGAGGCAAUGCCGACUGUCUGGUCCAAUGGUUGUUCCAUCCAACUUACCUUCGAAGGUGGUGUUUUAACAACGGCACGACGCCCGACACUGAGGCCGCACGGGGAUUGACACAAUCUAAAAGGAAUUACAAAUUUAACGGACCUCUUUCGGCAAACAUCAGCGGUAGUGAGCCCACGUUGUGGCCGGUGGGCAUGGUUUUGGAGGGCAGCUCGGAGGCCCUGUGUCCCCCGCCCUCCCUGGAGCUGCGCCCGUCGUGCAACAAGAGCCAGCCCUCACCCCCCCUGGGCUCAUGCUCCACGCCCCACAACGGACUCUUUCCCGGGGACAAGGAGCCUGUCAAGUACGGGGAGCUCAUCGUCCUGGGGCACAAUGGUUCAUUAGCCAAUGGGGAUAAGGGGAGGCGCAGAAGUCGUCUGGCCCUCUAUAAGAGACCCAAAGCCAACGGUGUCAAACCUGAUGUCAUCCACAAUGUCUCCACCCCUCUGGUGUCAAAGGCCCUCAGUAACAAAAGCCAGCACAGCAUCUCUUACACUCUGUCCCGGAGUCACUCUGUCAUCGUGGAGUACACGCAUGACACCAACACAGACAUGUUUCAGAUCGGCCGCUCCACCGAGAGCAUGAUCGACUUCGUGGUGACGGACACGGCGGGCGGCGGCACCAGCGGGGGCGGCGGCGGGCAGGGGGCGGCAGGCGAGGGGGGCGGAGGCGGGGGGGGGGGCCAGUCGGCCCAGAGCACAAUCUCCCGCUACGCAUGCCGCAUCAUGUGCGAGCGGAGCGCCCCGUACACAGCCCGCAUCUACGCCGCCGGCUUCGACUCAUCCAAGAACAUCUUCCUGGGGGUGAGUGGCGGCGACGGCCACAGCGAGCGGGCUGCCAAGUGGCGGACGUCGGACGGCCUGAUGGACGGCCUGACCACCAACGGCGUGCUGGUGAUGCACCCGGCGGGGGAGUUCGUGUCGGAGCCCGCGCCGGGCGUGUGGCGGGAGAUCUCAGUAUGCGGCAACGUCUUCGCUCUGCGGGAGACGCGCUCGGCCCAGCAGAGGGGGAAACUGGUGGAGAACGAGUCCAACACCUUGCAGGACGGCUCGCUGAUCGACCUCUGCGGCGCCACCCUCUUGUGGCGCACCCCGCCGGGCCUACGCCGUACCCCCACACUUAAGCAGCUGGAGUCCCUGCGCCAGGAGCUGAAUGCCGCCCGGCCCCAGUGCCCCGUGGGGUUCAACACGCUGGCCUUCCCCAGUCUGGCCCAGCGGGAGAUUGUGGACAAGAAGCAGCCCUGGGUAUAUGUCAACUGUGGCCACGUGCACGGCUACCACAACUGGGGGUACCGGAAGGACAAGGGCCACGGCGCCGGCCUCGGCGGAACGGCCCCGGCCAGCACCGGGGAGAGGGAGUGCCCCAUGUGCCGGCGCGUGGGCCCUUACGUCCCCCUGUGGCUGGGCUGCGAGGGCGGCUUGUACCUGGACGCCGGGCCGCCGACGCACGCAUUCUGCCCCUGCGGCCACGUGUGCUCGGAGAAGACGGUGGCGGGCUGGAGCCAGAUCCCGCUGCCGCACGGCACGCACGCCUUCCACGCCGCGUGCCCCUUCUGUGGCACGUGGCUCACCGGCGAACAGGGCCACAUCAAACUCAUCUUUCAGGGGCCCGUCGACUGAGCGGGUGGCCCGGUGGACUGUGA
Esox lucius (northern pike) is the source of this 2706-nucleotide messenger RNA. It is a transcript of the gene peli3, whose product is annotated as pellino E3 ubiquitin protein ligase family member 3. Bases 1220 to 2683 code for a protein of 487 amino acids. Gene Ontology annotation, molecular function: ubiquitin protein ligase activity; protein binding. Gene Ontology annotation, biological process: regulation of Toll signaling pathway; protein K63-linked ubiquitination. The transcript has 7 exons. Lineage: Eukaryota; Metazoa; Chordata; Actinopteri; Esociformes; Esocidae. The record is from RefSeq and is a predicted model, not a curated record.